GUCAUCGACUUGACUUCUCAUGACUUCUCACGACUUCUCACGACUUUUCCAUGAUUUCUCAUCUCGCAUCACUGAAAACAAGAAAAUAAAAAGCCGAAAUCAUGCCAGCCCGCGUCCCAACCGAAGCAGACUUCACCUCCCUCUCCUCCAUCCUCCCCCUCACCCUCACCUGGCCACAACCCGCCGAACUAACCACCUCCUUCCUCAUCCUCUUCCAUGGCCUAGGCGACUCCGAAACCCCCUUCGCGUCCUUCGCGAAGAACAUGUCCCUCCCCGGUGUCCUCUGCAUCUCCGUCCGCGGAACCAGUCCCCUGCCCGCCGCUCUCCUGGGAACCGAGCCGGGCAUGGCGACCGGUAGCGGCAGCGGCAGCGGCGGCGGCGGCGACGGCGGCCAUUAUUUCCACUGGGGCGACGACAUCAAAGUCGACCCAUCCACCGACGAGCUCGACCCGGACCCGGGGUUCACGCGGGCAAGAGACGUGGUUCUGGACCGGCUGGUGCGGCAUGUCCUCCUCGAGAGGUGCGGCUGGACCACGGAUGAUGUCAUGCUCUUUGGGUUCGGCCAGGGGGGUUCGCUGGCGCUGGGGCUGGCGGCUGCGUUGCGGGCUGGGCCCCGUGUGGUGGACGUGAGUGCGAGCACGGGGGCCGCCUCGGCGGGGAAGGACGAGGACGAGGACGAGGACAAGGACAAGGACAAGGAAAAGAAAAAUGAGAAAGGGCGGAAAUUCAAGGGCGUCGUGUCGAUUGGUGGGCCGCUACCACCUUCUCUGGUCCCGAGCAUGGGGUCGAGUAGUCGGACCAAGUCCCGCACACCGGUGUUGGUGUGUCAGCUUGACGAGGAAGAGUCCGAUGCUGUGCGGGAGGAGUUUGCACAGGUCGAGGUGGUGAGGUGGCCGAGGGAGGUGGCAAUGCCACGGGACAGGGUGGAGAUGUUUCCCAUUAUGAAGUUCUUUGCCGAGCGGUUGAAGGCUGGGUGGUGAUGUGUUGUGGUUUUUUUUUUUUUUUUCCUCAUCACCAAUUGCUAGUUGCCAGUUAAACCCUGUCGAGAAGCCAAAGUAUUGAUGGGCAAGUUGCCCCUUCACUUCAGGGACAUAUGGGACGCACAAAGCCACUACAUACAGUACUCCAUACUCGAAGCUCACGAGCUCACGAGACUUGC
This is a messenger RNA of Sodiomyces alkalinus F11, 1159 nucleotides long. RefSeq lists its product as hypothetical. The record is from RefSeq and is a predicted model, not a curated record. Gene Ontology annotation, biological process: protein depalmitoylation. The coding region runs from base 102 to 980 and encodes 292 amino acids. NCBI's taxonomy places the organism in Eukaryota, Fungi, Ascomycota, Sordariomycetes, Glomerellales, Plectosphaerellaceae. Gene Ontology annotation, cellular component: cytoplasm. Gene Ontology annotation, molecular function: carboxylic ester hydrolase activity; palmitoyl-(protein) hydrolase activity. The transcript has a single exon.